Molecule: messenger RNA, 4444 nt
Organism: Pantherophis guttatus
Lineage: Eukaryota; Metazoa; Chordata; Lepidosauria; Squamata; Colubridae
Product: solute carrier family 22 member 2-like
Biological process (GO): transmembrane transport
Cellular component (GO): membrane
Molecular function (GO): transmembrane transporter activity
Source: RefSeq, a predicted model, not a curated record
CCUGAGAAAUGUGACUUUGCACAUUAUCUCAGUUCUAAUGCAGCAGAGAUGGGCAAUGCCUUAUGGGCUGUCACCUCUUCUUGAUGUUGGAAAUGGGUGAAAAACCCAGAGAUGGAGCAAUGACCCAGAAACUGAGGGAACCAUAUCAGGCACAGAGCGAGAUUGCCUCGUUUUGCUGACCAACAGAAUACGGUGGCCAAAGUGCAUUUGACAUUUUUCCAUGAAACCCUGAUAGAUAAGAAUAAAACGUGGACUGGAUAAUGCUACCAUUGUGUUUGUGUGUGUGUCUUCAAGUCAGUGUUUACUCCUGGCAACUGCCUGGACCAGUUCCUGCAGUUUUGUUGACAAGAUUUCAGAAGUGGCUUGCCAUAGUCCCCUUCUUAGGGCUGAGAGAGAGUGACUGGCCCGAAGUCAUCCAGCCGGCGUUGUGUCCAAGUUUAGUUGCAGAAAUAUCUGUGUAAAGCAAGUGGAAGGAGCGAAAAAUCACUUUAAGAAAGGAAUUGAUACCGUCGAACAUCAGAAACUACUCAAACAGAUUGCCAGUCUAUCGCAUGAUGGGUUUUUCCUAGAAUAUUCAUUACAGGGUAAAUUAGGGACAACAUUUGAAGAAAUGUACUAUGGAAUGCAGAGUACAUGAUUAUACAAGAGUGUCCAACGCUGGACAAAUAAUCUAGUGAAGCAAGAGAAAGAAACUUUACUCUCCACCAGAGGUUUGUUGAUUGCACUACUGGUAUUCACACUGAUAUUUGCCUUGAUGAAUAAAUUCAGAUUGUUCAUUUGGUUCCAGCUGAUUUUUUACCCACAACAAGCCAGAGAAAUCAUGAUUUCUAGAAUACUUCAUAGAAGUUUAUUAUCAAACCUGAUUGUCUGCUAAAUAAGUCAAACAAGCCACUAAAGAUAUUUGAAGCUUACUGAGAUAAUCUUCCCUCUGGUGAAACAUCUAUAAAAAUUGCAAUGGAUGGCUUAAUCAUUCAUAAAUUAACUCUUUAUCUUGGGGCUAAAUGCCUUGUUGUAUAAGCACCUCUCUUCUCAGUACAAUUAAAUACUGGAUUGCAAUUGACUCAGCCUUCAUCCAAAAUGCCCGACUUUGAUGAUCUUUUGGAACACAUUGGGGAAUUUGACUUCUUCCAGAAAAAGGUCUUUUUCCUUGUUUGCUUUCUCUCAGUUGCCUUCGCCCCAGUCUAUGUAGGAGUUGUUUUCCUAGGGUUUAUACCAGAGCACCGUUGUCGGACUCCAGGAGUUACUGAAUUAAGCAACCGGUGUGGCUGGACUCUUGAAGAUGAACUGAAUCACACCGUUCCAAAAGGGACAUCCAAAGAGGAUACUUUCACCCCUCAAUGCAUGAGAUACAACGUCAACUGGAAUGAAAGUGGGCUGAGCUGUACAAAUCCCCUGGAAGACUUCACCAGUCUGGAGAACAGGAGCCUCCUUGUGACCACUUGUCAAGAUGGCUGGGUUUAUGAUGCUUCAGUCAUAUCCAUUGUGACUGAGUUUAACUUGGUUUGUGAAGAUUCCUGGAAACUAGAUGUGUUUCAGUCGGCUGUGAAUGGUGGGUUUCUGGUUGGAUCUAUAUUCGCUGGCUACAUAGCGGACAGAUUUGGUCGGAAAGUAAGCCUUUUAAUUUCUGUCCUGGUAACUACAAUCUCUGGAGUACUAGUUGCCUUCUCACCAAGCUACUUAUGGUCUGUGAUAUUUCGUUUCAUCCAAGGCCUGUUCUGCAAGGGCAGCUGGAUGGCAGGUUACAGUUUGCUCACAGAAAUUGUUGGUCCAAGCUACAGGAGGACUGUGGCCAUUCUCUAUCAACUAGCAUAUGGUUUUGGCCUCCUCAUCCUCAAUGGUUUGGCUUAUGCAAUUCCCAACUGGAGAUGGCUUCAACUUGCUGUUACCCUUCCAAUGUUCCUUCUCUUACUCUACUACUGGUGCCUCCCUGAGUCACCCAGGUGGCUGAUCACUCAAGGACAGCAUGCCCGAGCUAUGAAACUCGUGGAUGAAAUUGCUAAAAAAAAUGGAAAAGUUGUACCUGCCUUUUUUGAGAAUAUUAAUCUUGAAGAAGAACAUGUAGAAGACACAAAGCUCAGCCCUUCACUGCUGGACCUUGUGAAGACACCACAGAUCAGGAAAUACACAUUAAUUUUGAUGUAUAACUGGUUCACAAGUGCCAUUAUGUACCAAGGACUUAUUAUGCACAUAGGAGUUGCUGGUGGAAAUGUUUACCUGGAUUUUUUCUAUGCCACCCUUGUUGAAUUUCCAGCUGCUUUCAUCCUCAUCGUCACCAUAGAGCGUGUGGGCCGUCGUUAUCCCUGGGCAGCUUCUAAUCUGGUGGCUGGAAUUGCUUGCCUUAUUACAGCUUUCAGCCCAGAUGAUAUGCAUUGGUUAAAGAUUCUUGCAGGUUCCUUUGGCAGGUUGGGAAUUACUAUGGCUUUCGAAAUGGUCUGCUUUGUCAAUGCUGAAUUGUACCCAACAUUUCUUAGAAACCUUGGCUUGAUGGUAUGUUCUUCCCUGUGCGAUUUUGGUGGAAUCAUUUCCCCAUUUAUAGUCUACAGAUUGGCAGAGUUCUGGCAUGAACUACCUCUUGUAGUCUUCUCUGUCAUAGGGUUAAUAGCUGCUGGAUCAGUGCUGCUUUUGCCUGAGACCAAAGGAAGCACCUUGCCGGAGACCAUUGAUGACAUAGAAAACUUCCACAAACUUGCAUUAAACAAUAAAUCUUGAAGCCAAUUCAAGUUUAAUUAUUUUUGAAAUGUGUGUGCUCAGCUUAUGGUUCAUAAAAAGUCCAGAUCUAAUCACUAACUAAUAAAAAUAUUACACUAUACAGUCUUUCAUUUGGACAGGUAUUUUAUGCACACACAAAGCGCUCAUUUCUUCCAAUGAUGAACAUUGUCAAUAUAGCAAACGCAAACGCAAACGCAGCAUGUAAACAGUAAACAUAAGCAGAGGGCAGUGAAAAUAAUACUUUUUACCUGAUAUUUAAACAUUGUGUUAUGACUGGAGGUUCUAGAUUUGUUAAAACACUAUUCCUUCUUUUUAUUUUAACUUUUGCUACUUUAUUAGUUUUCUAUGCAUAUAUGUAUGCUGUAAAUCUUAGGGGGAUUCUUUGUAGUGCCCAGAUCCAAGAUAAACAUCCUUUUGCAGGUAAAAGAGAUCAAUAUAUAAAUAAAUGGAAAUUUCUAUAUUAUUGGUUACAGCAGAGUUGAAAAAUAGGCAAAGAAAGGGGGUAAAAUUGGUGCAAAGUGGCAAGAGUUUGCCAGGACAAGUAAGGAAAUUAAUAUGGGUGUUUUGUUUCUGGUUGUACAGGCCUAGAACUGAAAGGAGUCAGAUGUGGAGGAAUGAUCACCCUUGGAGAUGCUAAGAUAAACAGAGAUAGCAAUAAAAGGCUUCUCAUUGGAUAGCUUUGAAUCAGGAAGUCAACAUGGGAGAUGUCUAGAAGGAAAUGAAGAUUUGUCCCAAAAAAUGGAGAGAAAGAAACAAAAUCCAGAAGGAUUAGGGGGUGGGAAACAAAAAAAGCUUGAAUGCACAUACAAAACUAUCCUUGAUUCACAAACAUGGGUGAAUCAAGGACAGAAAAAGAAAGAAGCAGAAUAUUAGUUAAGGAAAAAAAAGAGAAAUGUAACAUAAACAGCUAAAGGGAAUAUGAGCCAAGUCUUAAGGUAGGGAAAAAGACCAUCCAGGAAAUAAGAGUUAAAGGAGAGAGGAAGCAAGAGGUUUCCACUCAUGCAACCAACAAGGGUAGAGAGGUGGCGAAGGUGCAAAGAUUCACAAGUACAGUAUCGACUUGGGCAAUGCAGAUAGACAGAGGCAGCUGACCAUUUCACUGUUGGGGGAAACUGCACAGCAGAUCAAUCAGCUGUGGGAGGAUAGAAGCUUGGAGGACCAAGAGGAAGAGCAGAUAGGAUUCAGAUGGGCCAGGCAGGAAGAAAUUUAAGAAAAACAGAGUUGGAAGUGACCCUGGAGGUCUUCUAGUCCAACUCCCUGGUCAAGCAGGAGACCCUAUACGAUUCCAGACAAAUGGUUGUCCAAACUCUUCUUAAAAAUUCCCAGUGAUGGAGCACUCGCAACUUCUGAAGGCAAGCUGUUCCACUGAUUAAUUUGGGGGGGAGGGGGGGUUAAGCAGCCCACAAGAGAGGGGGAGAACUGUCCCAUGAGAUUUUUGCAGAGAUAACUCUUUGGGCCUUUUACGAGGUAGGAAGGAGAAUUAGAUCGUUUAAAUAUGCACUGUGCCUUGGAUGCGCUGCACGUUGAAGGCAAUUGCUCAGUAUAUAUACUGUAUGGAUGUAGGAACUGCUGACUCUGAACAAGCUCCUGUGUGGGACAUAUGGAAAAUCACCCCAUUGAGCUCAGUACCUUAUUUUUAUUUAAAAUUAGUCCUGUGCCUAUUUGAUACUGUCUGUAAAUCUGUAUGUUUAUUGCUUUUCUAUUGCUAAUAGUAAAGUUUUUCUUGUCUAUUCAA